UCAUGUGCAGUGACGCAUUAUUGGCUCCACCCACAAUGCAACGAAGACAAGGGAACCUCCAAGACAAGAGGACCAAAAGCUCUACUAUAAAACUAGCAUUACACCGAUGAUUAUUUCAUUCUGAGGACACCGAUUCAGCGAAACUUUUUAACUCGAGAUUUUUUAAAGUAGACGGAAUUCGACUGCGAUUCUUAGAGUCAGCUAUAUUUCCAGACAUUCUCCUCGUCGGGGAAAAAGCGACGCCCUCAGGCCGCCGGCGGUACUGCAGGUGCCGGUGAGUUGUAAGUGAGACACCGGGAGUCUGAAUAAUUUAACGGUGGAAAAUGAGCUCAGAGGAGGCGGCAGCUCCAACUAAAACCAGCACAGAUGAGGAUGGCAUGUCCUGGUGGUACCGCUGGAUCUGCAAACUGGCUGGUGUCCUGGGUGGCAUAUCAUGUGCAACAAUGGGAGUUUGGAAUUGUGUGACUGUGAAUCCGUUAAACAUCGCGGCUGGAGUUUGGAUGGUGUUGACGGCGUUUGUGUUGUUCCUGUGCGAGGUGCCGUUCUGUUGUCAGUUCGUUGAGUUUGCAAAUGUAGUUGCGGCUCGUGCCGAUCGCCUGAAGCCCUGGCAGAAAGCCCUGUUUUACUGCGGGUUGGCGCUGUUUCCCAUCUUUCUGAAGUUUUCCAUGACAACUCUGUUUGGUAAUGCCAUCGCUUUUGCUACCGGAGUGCUGUACGGACUCGCAUCCCUUGGAAAGAAAGGCGACGCGGUGAGCUACGCUCGAUUGCAGCACCAAAAACAGGGCGACGAAGAGAAACUGACAGGAACGACAGAUGGUUCUGUGCCGUGAAUCUCUUCUCUCCACCUCCUUCACCACCUCAUUGCGUCCUUUCCCUCUUGUUUUCCCUUAACAAUAAGAUGCAUUACCUGACUGAGGUGUUUCACGGUUUGUUGGGAUGUAUUUAAGCUAACCUUUGACGACUGACAGACGAGUCAGUCAGUGGAAAUCAGUUCUAUGGUUUGUUUGUGUAGGAUUUAUUUAAUAAAAUGGGUUUUAAGUGAAUAUUUUCAUUUGCGUUCUCGUGCACAGGUAUUAUUUAAAUGCAUUUAAUUUAAUUUUUUUCUCGCUUUAUAAAAACCGACAUGUUUUCAUUUACAUUUAAUUUUACCAAACCCAGAGCAGGAUGAAUGCAUUAUGUUCAGCUACCAUCUCUUUCUUUGUCUUUCGGAUCAAACCACCUCAAAACCAGCGCAGGGAAUUGGAACUUUAGCCAUUCCCCCCUCCUAGAAUUCUUUGUUCUGUAGAUGAGAAAAAAAGACAGAUAAGGGCCGGUGUGGUGCCGAAUUCCUACCCCUGACAAAUUAUUACCCCCCUAGUGUUGGUAGGUUUAGGAUUAGGUGUGGGGGAGGGGUUAGGAUUAGGGGUGGGGUUAGGAUUAGGCAAUCAGAUAGCGACUUCAACGAGGGGGGUAAUAAUUUGGCAGGGUGUCGAAAUUAAGCACAACACCGUUUCACACAGAAUGCGUUUUUACAUUCUACUGCACUACUUUUCCAUCGUUUCUCUACGUAAAUGUGCUAGAUGGACGUUUUUGACCAUUGCGUUCACGUCUUUUGCAGCAUCUUGCGCAUGACGCAGCGUCAUUUUGUUUUCAUGGGGGGCACAGAUUUUUAUAAUCCGAGAAAUAGACUUUCACCAAAACAAUAACAUCCCGUAUUAUUACUAAAAUAGAAGACACAAAAGGUUUAAAUUCCUCUGACAACACAAUGAUAAAAACAAUACAUACCAAAUAGUAGUGAUGGGAGAAACGAAGCUUUUCAAAGCUUCGAAUCAAUUGAACCAAUUGCUGCGCAAAAUGAUUCACUGUUUCGAAGCGUUCGAAACACCACACGCUGGUGACGCCUGCUGGUCAAAACAGUGUAAAUGCAACAAAAACUCAUGCCAAACGUGCAUAAAAACAGCUUUUACAAACCUAUUGCAAAAGUUUUAUUGAAAGUAUAAUCUAUCAGAUGUAAUUAACUAAUCAUCUAAUACCAUUAAAUAUUAAGUGUCUGUAUAAAAUAAUUUUCAGGGCUUGUUUUGUUUAUUCUAUGGAUGGGUCAGCUAAACAGACCAUUAACUACUAUUAUUCUUUUAAAUUAUACAAAUACCUCAUUAAAACGUCUACAAAUGUGUAAAACUCAUCAUAGAUCAGGUAAUAGACACUUUUAGACACUUAGUCCUCAGGUAAUAGACAGACACUUGUUCAAUGAUUCGCAGCUGGGGGGGCGAUUUCAGUGAAACUGCAUGAUUCAUGGGUUCACAGAGAUCGCCCCCAGUGGUAAACCACUGAAAUUUCGAAACGUUUCGAAACAGUUAUGAUGUAACGAAGCCUCAUUUACUAAAAUCACGUGACUUUGGUAGUUUGAAACACGCUCCGAACCACUGAUUCGAAACAAAAGAUUCAUAAAGGUUUCAAAGCUUCACGAAGCAGUGUUUCGAAAGCGCCCAUCACUACCAAAUAGCAUUAAAAUAUGUCCAUCUGUAGCAUAUUGAUGUCUAACAAAGACUUUGAGUGUACACUCACCAUUAAAACAGUUGAAGGCGGUGGGUCUCUGAGUGAUAGUCAUUUAUAAAUAUAGCCUAAUUAUGUUUCAAGUUCUGUUUUGUAAUAAUCCAUUAAAUAUGAAUUUUCUGAUCAUAGGCGGACUCCAGGGAAAGUCUAAGGAGAUGUGCUUCCCGUUUAAAAACACAUUUUAAUAAGUAACUUGAAACUAUUUCAAGGAAAUCUGUCACUGCACAACCUACAUAUAAACACUGCUGAUAAAUUAUGUUAAUAAAGCGUCUGCGUUCACAAACCACUGUUAAUCUUAACAGAUUACAUACUGUACGCGGGAUUUGGCAUCUCAGAAAGCGCGCAAAGAGCGUUCCCUUUAUAAUCACUAAAAAGCUGUCACUCAUCUUCAUCGCGAUCUCAAGCAGCAUAAAUGAAGCUGACUGUUAUAAUUACAGGAUAUUUGCACUCACCGCUCAAAAUGCCAAUGCUAACUUAAACGCCUCUGAUUGGUCCUUGUGUUCAAGAAAUCAACAGAUAUGUUUGUGAUUGGCUACAAUGCUCAACGCUGCAAAAACACGUUGUAAACAAGAUCCUUCAUUAUGGAAUACGAAUUGCCAAAUCCACAGAAAUAAGGUUUUUGCUUUCAAUUGUAAAUUUGCUGAAUGACCAUACGAUUUGGGGGGCACUGUCCCCCAAUGCCCCCCUUGGCAACAGUCCUGAUAGACAAUGUCAUCGUCCUCAAGUUAUGUUCAACUUUUAACUGUAAAAAACGCGUUCUGUGUGAAUGGCCCCUAAUCCUUUAAAAGAGCGAACAAACUUGUAUUUUAAUGUGUAAGCAUGGUAAAAAUGUGUUUCAGCGAUUGCAGGUGUGUUUACGGCCACUGCAGGGAUAAAAACUAGUAUGUUUGUGUGUUUUUUUUAUGCCUCUGCUAACUGGCCUUUACCCAGAAUCCUUUGCUGCAGCAUGUUUGGUGUUCAUAAGAAAUGGUGGAAUGUAAUUUUGCUACGCGCACUGCUCACUUUCUUUAUUUCGUAUUUGGUGAAAGAGUGUCUUGAUCAAGUGGUUUCUGGUUGUUUCCUUUAGAAGCUUGUAUGAGUCUAAUUCUGAACGAUGAGACGCAUUUAAAGUGGUUUACGUUCUGUCUUCAGUCUUAACUUUCCUCUAAAGCCAUCUGUCUGUUGCUGCACUGAAGAAGGGCUUCUUUUCCGGAAUAUAAAACGAUUCAGUUUGUUAAUGCUGUGAUGACAUGUUGUUUGCUCAUUUCUGCAUCUAUCUGAGCCAGUCUCAACACUGACCCACUGGUAUGAAAGCCAAAGUUACAAACGACAAGACAAAAGAACUAUAAUGCGGAGGUCAGAGGUCAUUCUGUCCCGUUCUUACCUUAGUGUUCACGCUGUUACUUAUGGAACCUUGUUUCCACCAGGGAGUUAUAUAUAUAACGAAAGGUAAUUGCGACAAUUCUUACUUUUUUUCACGCAAUUGCAAGUUUAUAUCUCACAAUUCUGACUAUUUCCUCAGAUAUCUGUCAAGCAUAUGUCUUGAAUAUGUGUCACCCACAAAACUAAUAAUUUAUUUUCAUGACAAUUAAAGGUACACUGUCUACAUAACUUUUGGCCCUCUAGUGGUUAAAAAAACAAAACUGCAUGUAUUUUGCAGAAGAACAUUGUUUUUGAUGUUCUUCGGCUCUGCGUGACUGUGUGGAUGAAUAUGAUCCAUCACAAUAGAUAAUGCUUUACAGUUAACUCUGCUAAAGAGGUUCAGAUUUCCCAGGAGGACUUAAACACACCAUUAUUUAUCACUAACUUUGGGUACAAUCCCUCCAGUAGCUGUAGCCCAUCUGUAGAGGAGUUUAUAACAAGUCACUAUGAUAUUGAAAGCAAAAUUUUCCUCAAGAUGCAAGUCAUCAACAUAACUAAAGGCUUCUGUAUGACCUGACAAACACAACACUAAUGACUGAAAGAAGGGAAGAUAUUUUGAAACACCAAACUUGUUCCGCACAACCUAAACUUGAAUUUGUAAUUAGAUGUUAAGCGGUGAUUUUGUCCCUUAUGUGUAUUUGUGUUGGAUCAGUGACAUGUAACUGAUUGACUUUGCAAUGAUGUGUACAAAAAGGUCUGGGAUUAAGAGACUUUUUUCUCUGUUUUUCUUCAUGAGCUAAAUAAAGAAAUGUCUUUGA
This is a messenger RNA of Ctenopharyngodon idella (grass carp), 4691 nucleotides long. RefSeq names its product calcium channel flower domain containing 1 (gene cacfd1). The coding region runs from base 324 to 830 and encodes 168 amino acids. The record is from RefSeq and is a predicted model, not a curated record. Gene Ontology annotation, biological process: vesicle-mediated transport. Gene Ontology annotation, cellular component: membrane. Lineage: Eukaryota; Metazoa; Chordata; Actinopteri; Cypriniformes; Xenocyprididae. The transcript is spliced from 6 exons.